Mya arenaria is the source of this 10586-nucleotide messenger RNA. RefSeq lists its product as uncharacterized. The transcript has 20 exons. NCBI's taxonomy places the organism in Eukaryota, Metazoa, Mollusca, Bivalvia, Myida, Myidae. The record is from RefSeq and is a predicted model, not a curated record. Gene Ontology annotation, molecular function: ubiquitin binding. Bases 123 to 6716 code for a protein of 2197 amino acids.
CAUGCGCAGUGACAUCGUUUCACGUUGCUGAAGUAAAUAAACUCGUAAAAUGAGUUUUCCUGACUUAUUUAAACAGUUAGCAAUUGAUAUGUUUAGCAAAAUCCUAGUACAAUAUCCUAAUUAUGCCCAGGUCUCGAAUCAAUAGAGCAUUUAGCCCGCUGAAAAACGUAUCGAGCGAAAAAUCUGUUGAAGAAGAAAGGAGGAAAAUUUUCGAAAAUGUCAAAGAAGCGCUUGUCGAUUGUGAUAAUCAAGUUAUCGGAUUGGUUCUUGAUGAAUGCAAUUGGAAUGGAGAUGAGGCCGUUGAUCGCUUGUUAUUGAUUAAUGAAAGCAAAGAAGAGCAGAAAAAAUACAAAAGUAAACUUCAGCAUAUUGCAGAAGGGAUAUUUGGCACCUUAAAAUCUCAGAAUUAUGCAUCUGCUGCAUUAAACCAACCAACAGAUUAUAACAGCUCAAGUCCCUUAUCACAGUCUCAGAAGGUUAUUCAGCGACCUACUAAGACUGGCAGUGCAGACCAAUCUGUUGGAGUGGGAAGUAGCCCGAACCUUUUGCCUGCAGGUACCAGAGGAAAUGUUCCAAUAGAAGAUGAUGCCCACUUUCCACGGUUGCCUUCAAAGCCUUCAGAAAGGAGAAAUACUCCCUCACCCCAUUCACAAAAAUCACAUAGUGAGCAGGUUAAACAGCCAGCGGCAAAUAAAGGCGCUCUACUGUCAAAUGCACAAAAUGCCUUUCAGCAGCAGUAUGAUGAUGCAGAAGGAGCACAGCGCUGGGAAGAAUGUAAACUUAAAUUCAGCAAACAGUAUCUAAAUGCAUAUUCAAAUAAAUCAGAUAACAAGAGCCAUGAGGAUUCCUCUCCAGACCUUGAAAAGCCACCAGUGUUUGGUGAUGAUCCGGCUAUUUUACAGGCUGGAGUGUCCAGGCCUCGCCCCAGCUCUGGGCGAAGCUUCCCUGUUAGACUGCUUAGUAACAGUCCAGAUGAUGAUGAUGAUGAUAGCAGUGAAGGUGGUAGGCAAUCUGGUUUAUUAGUUCAAAAUUUAGCAAAGAAAAGAGAUGCUUUAAGUGGAAGAAGUGAAAGGUUGAGAAGGUUGAACAGUGCUGACUUGGAUGAAACAGUUAUGAAAUGUAUAUAUCAAGUUCAUGGUGACCUACUAGAUGAAGAUGAAUUGUCAAUUAAACAAACACUGAGAGAUGAAAGUACUGAAAGUGCUGAAAUUUCAACAGCCAGACAGCCAAUGACUCUGCCCACUGUAGGACUACUUUCAGCAGAGGCAGCAGAGUUUGUGCCUCGUCCUCGACCAGUCACCCCUGCUUCAGCAAUAGAAUCAGUUGUCACCUCUCCAGUCACUGUAGUCAGUCAGAAGUCUCAGAACCAACCGGUCUCAGGGCCUGCUUCAAAAGUUUCAAAAUCAGUUGCAAUUGAAAUCAAACCAGUUAUCAAAAAUGUGAAGGGAACUUCUCCAACUGUUUUGAUUGGUUCCCCUAUGACUGUGAGCACACAUUGUCACAUGACCUCCCCCAUGGCUAUCAGUCCAUCCCUUAGUCCAGGGCUUAGUCCAGGGCUGAGUCCACCAAACCAUCUCAACCAAGCAUCAAGUCUAGCAGGCAGCCCCAUGUUCAUAACACCGAAAUACCAAGGACUCUUCCAGACUAUAGGGAGACCACCACCAAUGUUUCAGCAAUCCCAAGGCUAUUUAGCCAGGCCUCCUCCAAAUCCACCCCGCUUAGCGUCAGCAGGGCCACCUGCAGGUUACAGAUUUCCUGUGGGCAACCCACAAAUGGGAGCACAGGUGCAGUUUGCACCACGGAUGAUGUUCUCUGUGGCUCCACCCACACGCUACCACAUGUCAGGGGUUCCGGCUCAGUAUGUCCAUGCCAAACCAGGCCAUCUUUCUGACAACUUGGAUGAACGGGCUGCCAUUGCUACUGGUCAGCCAAUCAUGGCUACUUCAGAAAAGACAAGGAUGAAUUCCGUGGCAGGUAAGUCAAGUGGGAAGCUGCUUGGUCAAGAUGCUCUGGAGAAGAAGGUUGAGCAUGUCCGUAAGCUCCAAGAUUCUGGUCUUAAACUUCUCAUCAUUGUACGAGGCCUACCGGGAAGUGGCAAGACAACACUGGCAAGAGCAUUGAAGCUUCAGUCUGGGUCGGUGUUCUCUACGGACGACUAUUUCAUGAAGGGCCAACAGUAUGAGUACAAGCCAGAGCAGCUCACAGACGCCCACCAGUGGAACAGAGACAGGGCGAAAGAAGCCAUGAAGUUGGGACAAAGUCCUGUUGUCAUUGACAACACUAACACACAGAAAUGGGAGUUUAAGCCUUAUGUCAACAUUGCGAACAACUUCAAGUACCACAUUGAGUUGAUGGAGCCUGAUACACCAUGGAAAUUCAAGCCAAAGGAAUGUGCUAAAAGGACAGUUCAUGGAGUGCCCCUCGACCAUAUUCAAAGGAUGCUGGACCGCUAUGAACAGAACAUCAAGAUCGACAGGGUGGCUAGCAAGAAGAAAGGAGAAACAAGGAUAAGGGAGGAAAUUGUCCUGGUACCUGGCUCAGAGGAUGGCACAGAAGCUGAUACUGCUGACCAAGUACCAACACUUGAAGAAUCUACAGAACCACAAAGGUCAACAAGAGAUUUGUUAGGCAGACUAUACAGAGCAGAUGAUCUGAAAAUGAUCAAACAGAGAUCGGAAUCUGACUCUGAUAGCAUCUCUACGGAAACCAUGAGCCUCCACUCUGAGCCUUGGUCAAAUACAUCAUCUAGAAAUGCAUCCCCGAAACCAUUGCGACCAACUUUGAAAACUCCAGGAGCUUUGUUGAAGUUGGAGAAAUCAAAGCAAUUGAAGCCGACAAUUCGAACUACUGUGAAAAAGGUACAGAAGAAAGCUAUUAAAAAAAUUGAGGAGAAAUUAUCUCCAGAAACUGUCCUUGUGGUCAAUGAGCUAAUAAAUGAGCAUGCUGUUGAUAAGGUACUGUCUGUUGAUGAUGUGAAUAAACUUGAAGAGGAGCUGAAAGCAUUGCUUAGUAUUACGCUUGCAAAUGAUUCUGAAAUGACAUUAGCAGAGGAAUUAAUUGGUCUCAAACUUCAUGAUCUCAUUAACAAGAGUUUUGAAGAGGCGGAUGAGGUAGGUGUGGAAGAAAGUGAUGCAACUUAUGUCGAAGUAAGCGACAGCAUUCCAAGUGAAGCAAAUGUAGUCAAGCAAGCUGCUGUGAGCAACACUGCUGACAUUAUCUCUAAUGAGUUUGCAGGCCAAACAGAAAGUUCAUCUGAACAGGCAGUUACAGUUAAUAAUGCAAUGAGUCAAUCUGAAAGCAGGCCUUUGGCAUCUUGGAAAGAUAUAGCUGUGAAUUCUACUGGGCAAAAGUAUGACACUCCUGAAGUUUUCAUUGAAAAUGAUUUUUCAGCUGCAUAUGAUGAUGUAACUGGCGACAACUGUGAUUUGCUGAUUAACACAGAUUUAAGUUAUGAAAGAGAGUAUUGGGGCCAAGUAGUUACAAGUAGCAACAUGGAAAUAGCCGAUUCAGCAUUAUCUGGUGAGAACAUUGGCCAAUGGGAGAGCACAGAAGUGAAAGAAGAUACUUCAGAUUGGAAGUCAGAUGAACAUUUAGUAGAAAAUCAAGAAGGGGCUGGUGAGGCAAUGGCUUUAAGUGAUAAUAUUGAUGUGAAAGUGUCCAAAAAUAAGCCCCAAAGAAAGAAAAAAAGACAUUCUUCAUCAAAUUCUUCAUCUGGAUCACCGUUAUCACCUGAAACAGGGUCUCCUAAAUCAUUAGGUUCAUUGAACAAUCAGUCAUGUUCAAAUUCUAAUGGUAUUGGUUCAAUUGAUCUCAGUCAUUCUGAAACUGAUAGUCGGGCAUUAGAGACACAUAAUGAACAAUUAGUUGCAAACAAAGUUUUAUCAACUGCAAACCCAUCAAUGUCUACAGCAAGCUUAAACAGUGAUGAUAUUCAAAAUGAUAGCAUUAAUCAAAAUGUAAAUAGUGAUAUGAUGACUGUGAGUUCAGAUAUAAAAGCAGACAAUGAACAUGAACAUUCAGGGCAGACUAAAUCAAGCAUAGAAAAAACAUUUGAUACUCAGCAUUCGGGAAAAAUCAAUGUCAGUAGUUCUUUACAAUUGCUCAAAGAUUCUUAUGUAGAAAGUUCUAAUACUGAAGACCAAGCUAUGACAGAGAUAGAUUCAUCAGUUAAUCAACAUGUCGUAACUAGUGAUGUAGAUACUAACUCGAACAACUCAUGUGAUACAAAUGAUAGAAAUGUUGGUAAAAGUGAUAAUGUGGCAGUAAAAUUAAAAGAUGAUGAAGCGGAAAGUAACAAAGAAAACAUUGAAAAGCUCAGAGAAAAAUAUUUAGACAAGACUAAGGGAUCUCCGUCAUCACCGAAAGUGAAAAAACCAUCGAAACGAAGAAUUGCAGCAAAAGUGCCUUUUUUAGAUGCUCUUGAUAAAGAAAAGUUUAUUUCAACUAAUUGGAACUCAUUUCCAAUUCUUUCAGAAUCAAAAUCCCCAUUAACUAUUAAUACUGGCUCAGGCAAAUUGACCCAGUCUAUUAUAGACAAGCAAACUGAUACAGAGAGGGAAUUGUUUAACAUCUUAGAUGAUGUAAACAGUGGCAGAUUUGUUGAUAGUUCGAUUCAAUAUCUAACUGGUAAUGCGAGGAAAGUUAUACCUGUAAAGGAAACAAAUGGAUAUUUUGGUAAUGGGCCGGUAAGUGAAGAGGUAGCAAAUGUUCACAUGGUACACAAGAGCACAUCUACAACUGAUCUAUCACCAAUAUCAGAUCAAGAAGGUGUUGAGUUUUUACAGACAAGCUUUCCUGAAUUUACAGCUGAAGAACUUGAGUGUGUUUUGGAAACUUGUGACCGACAUGUAGAAUGGGCGAUUAACUUACUGUUAGACUGGAAUUACAGUCUUAAGUUUUCUGACGAAGAAAAGAAAAGGUUUACAGAUGGUAUGGCUAAGGUACAGAGAUGCGUUAGUCCUGAUCUGGUGUCAGCUGUGAGCCUCGAGGCCCCCGAGAGUGCCCCACCCUCCCUGCAAGAUCUGUGUUUCAACUUUGUGGAAGAUAAGCAUAUUGCCACUCGAGAAGAGCUGGAAAAUCAGAUGAUUCAAACUGGAAAACAUCGCUUGGAAAGUAUAGAGGAUGAUUUUGUCACAAGGAUUCGGCUGAACAGAUCAACUAGUUUGACAGAAUCAUCAGCGUUUGAUACAACAACGAGUACGGAUGCCAAUCUAUCAUUGUUAAGAUCAUUAAGUUCUCCAAGUCAGAUUAAUGAUUCUUAUGUUGGACAUGAGAAGGAAAAUGUUAAAAGGAAAGAGCUAGCUAGUGGAUCAAAGUCAGAUUUUAGUAUGUUUAAAUAUGAGUAUUCUGAAAUGGAGAGAAAUGACGUGGAAGUUGAACAACUGGAAGAAGACGAGCCGGAUACAUCUGAAAACAUUGUUGAAGUGCUUGCCGAUGAUGUUGAUGCAAGUAGAGGCAAACCUAUUGAACUCAAGCUGGACUUGACUGCAAUCAAACAACUGGAAGAGGCCUUUGGCAAGAUUGAUGGCAGAAAUGCAGAAUGUGGAGAUGUAUCAGUGUGGCUUGAUCAUGGCAUGGCCUUGCGGAUCUACGAGGGGGUGAAGCACAGGCUUGCCACUCAGUCCAUCAUACAGACAAAACAGCAGCUGCUUCGGGAUGAGGAAUAUGCUAAGCAACUACAUCAAGAGGAAACAGACAGACAAACAACAACUAGAGGUCGUCUGAGGAGGGUUGAUCUGCCAAGCACCCGACCCCAUCGUCCAACCCCCCUGGUUGGUGUGUCCGUCCAGGGAACCGUUCCCAAGCGGAUGUGGGCCAACAGAACAGGGAACCAUUCUCUGGUGGAGAUCAUGAAGGAGGAAGAACAGAAACAGGAGGAACAGCAGAAGUUUGAUGAGUUGAUACGUGAGGAGGGAGCAGACAGCAACAUUGCCACCAAGCUUAAGCGAGAAAGACUGUACCAGACCUUCCCGUCCAUAGACACAAACUUCCUCGAUGAUGUCUUUAAAGUUCACUGUUUUAAUCUGAGCGAGACAAUCAACUCUGUAAAGACGACGACAGGAGAAACAUACUCCCCGAAGGCCAGCGGACCUGCAGACUGGGAGGGUGAACAGCAGCUCAUAGAGGCCACAAAACAACAGAGCAUGCAGGAAUUGUUGGACUCGUACAUCUACCAUCCGCCCUUACCCAGAGGUCGUGAUUUCCAGGAUGGGCAAGAACCAGAGUAUGAGGAUUUCCGAGGAGAGGCAAACCUUCACUACCGACUACGCCACGAGUGCUUUCAGAAGGCACGGGAGGCUCACAGCCGUGGCCUGAAACAAGUUGCUUCCUUCUACUCCCAACAGGGCCACCAACACACCCAGAAGAUCAAGGAAGCAAACAUGAGGGCUUCAGAACACAUCCUUGAGGAAAGGAAUGCUGACCUGGAGCGAAACAUGACGUUGGACCUGCACGGUCUGCACAUAGAUGAGUCCAUUGCUGCACUGGAACGCAUCCUACCACAGAAAGAAAAGGACUGUGAUUACGAUGUAGACUGUGAAUCUGAUGACCAUGAACGAUGUCGUCAGCUGGUAAUCAUUACGGGUCGUGGGUCGCACAGUCGAGGUGGAGUGGCGCGGUUGAGACCAGCUGUCAUACAGUACCUCAAACAACACAGAUAUAACUAUUCAGAGGAACAAGUUGGUGUUUUGAAAGUGUCGCUGAAAAACAGGUCCUAGAUUUCCAUGACAACCACUGGUAUCCAUGGAAACCAUACAAGUCACAUGACGUCAGGAUUUUCAUGAUGAAAACAUGGAAUAAUGUCUGUUUAAGAAUAGUUUUGAUUAGUUUUAGAUUUACCUCCCUUCUGUAAUGAGACGGGUGAAUAUGACAGAGUUUUAAGUGACAAAACAUUUUUGGCUUUCAAUCCUCUAAUGUCUUAUUCCAUCAUUUUGAUAAAUUGUGUAUAUUUCCUACAUAAUGAGGUUUGGUUCUAUUGUAAAUAUAGCUAAUGGCUGCUGCGUCCUUUAAGAUGGUUAAAUAUUUAGACUUGAUGCAUGUAUAAUCACAUUUUUGAUGGACCAGUAUCAGUAAUUCUGUUUAUUAUUAACACAUGUUUUAAUAUACACUUGUUAUUUUGCCUAUUGGCAUUACUUUUGUUGAUAUGUGUAUUUUAAAAUCAUAACUAUUUAGGUUUUGAACCUGUUUUAGGCAUUGCUUUGUUUAUGUACUGUGUUGUAGAUAUGUAAGUCUGUUUUAAUUUGACACUAAUGUACCCAAUAAUGAAAUGCUAACGGUUCAUUUUAUGCCACAUCUGUAUUACAUUGUAGGCAGUAUGUUUGUAAAUCAUUAUCAUGAAUAUUGUGUUUUAUUGGGGUUGUUGUUGUGUACUUGAAAAUGUUUGUAUUUCAUCAUAAUUUAUAUAUUUAAAGCUUGUAAGAUUAAUUUAACAAUUUAAUUCAUUGGUUUAGAAUUUAAAAAUUCUAUGAAAUUUCUCAUCAAUAUUUAAUUGUUUUUCAAGAUAAAUACAUAUUGUGCUUAACUAAUUAAUUUUUGAAAACAUUGUUGCAGUGUUAAGUUAGAGUACAGCCCCUUUACAAGAUGAAGUGUGGAGGUGUGUUGGAGUUAUCUCCCUUGAAUAUUAAAAUUAAGAGGUGAUCUUGCAUUCAUUCACUGUCAUUGAUGUACAUAUACACAAGCUGCAUUAUGCAUGAACUUUCACAUGCAUUAUGCAUACAGGACCACAUAGUAGUGCAUUCAUUAUGUCGCUGUAUACAAUUCCAACACUUGCAAUAUAAUCAUUGAUAGAUUAUGUUUACUGUUAUGAAAAUGGAUGUCCAAGAAAUAGCUAUGUUAAAAAUAUGAUGUAAAAUCUUAUUGAUUAAGAAGGGCAAAAGGAGCGAUUUUGCAUAAUAUGUUCUAACUGACUUAGACAAUAGAAUGUUUUCAGUAGGCAGGGAACUAAAUAAUGUCAUCAUCAUGUCUGUUAAGUAGUGAAUCUGUAAGCCUGGUUCUUGUUAUUCUUAGAUCACUCACCUGUGGAAAAAAAGACAAUAUUGAAGGUUAUUGAAAAGUAUUUUAUUGAAAUAUGUGAUUCAAAAAUACAUUGGCUGAAAAUGAAGGUUAUUACCAUAUCCAAAUUACAUUAGAAUUCCCUCAUGAAAAACAUUGGAUUGGAAGACUGAUAUAUGCUUCUGGGCAGUGUUCUUUGUGCAUUUGCAUGGCAUGUGCAAGAUUGGCCCAUUAGAGAUGUUAAAGCUGGACUGUACAUAUAAAAAUGGGUUAAUGUUGUUUUAAGCAGUUAAGUUUAAAUUAUAUCGCAGUAAAGUGCCAUUAGUGAAGUACCAAAGUGGAAUUGUCACAUAUGUAAAUAGCUUCACUUAGAAAUAUGUAGAAAGUAUCACCUUGGUUUUAUUAUACUGUAAAUUUUAACUGAAGUGAUAUAUAUUUGUAUUUCAUUCAUUUUGUCAUGUUUCAAUGCCUUUUGUCUAGAUCUGUGUAUAUAUGUACUGUAUGAAGUCAUACUGUCAAGUUCAUUGAAAUGAAUUUAAAAAUAGAAAGCAUCAAUUCUAUUUGUCCAAUUUCAAAAUUAGUUUUGAUAAUUUAUAUGCUUGGUGUAAUAAUGCUAUUGUAAGAAUAAAAAAGACAUCUUAUGAUCUAAAAUUUAUCAGGAAAUGCUAAGUAACAGUUAAUUUUCAAGUAGCUAAUUUUUAGGAUCUCAAAACUGGUUUUUACUCUAAUCAAGACCAUCAUUUUGAGUAUUAAUAUCCAAUUCAGCCAUUCAUCUCUCGGGAGGGGCCCAACAAUAUGAGAGGUCUGAGGCUGACCAUUAGACACACACUAAGGAAAAAUGAAAUUUCAAAAAGUUCAAAAACAAUUUAUGCAUUUUUUUGGUAACAUAAAUUGUGUCAAUAGUUAUGGAAAUUUGUGAAAGGUGAUAGAUUAGUACUUUAAUAUUUUGCUAAAUGGAAUUUUACAACAAAUUAGUUUCUGUUUGAGUCUAGGUUUUGUUAAUUAAAUAUGGGUCCGGACCCUGCUUCAUCUGUGAUACAACUGUGGCUUUUGAAUGAAAUGACCUGGCUUGUAUUUUUUUAUUAUUUUAAAUUAAUAAUACAAUGAAAUAUAACACUCAGUAUUGGAAAUAUUGUUAAAUUGGAAAUAUUGUUAAAUGUGUCUUAAUUUUAUAUGGUGCCUUCAAGCUGGCAAAACAAUGAAUAACAUCUGAUGCAAUAAUUAUUGUUAUUAUACCAGUUUGUAAUAAUAAAAAAGCAAAUAAAAACGUUGUUGUGUUUUUAAAGAAUGUUUUGACUGUUGUAAGUUUUGCAUAUGAUUUAUAUGGUUUGAUGUAGAUCGUCAUCUUUAUUGUUGUCCUAUGCAGUGAGUUUAAGUAUUUUUUUUUGUGACUUUUGUGUGAUUUGUGUACAAUCUUAAAUUGGUUGAAAUUAAUUGAAUACAUGAAUAUGUUUUGUGUUAAAUGGAGCUUAAGUGUGACUUACGUCAAAUCUAAGGAAAGAGGAUAGGAAUGUGUUUUUUCUUAAAGCUGCACUCUCACAGAUUAAACUUUUUGACAACUUUUUAUUUUUUGUCUUUGUACGAGCAAAUUUUUGCGAAAAUCCAAGGAAACCAGCUAAAUUAGACUGCUGACAAAAAAAAAAUCGCAGAUUUUUAUAUUUUAUUUCAAAAAUUUAUGUUUUAUGCAUUUUUCUUAAACCGUUUGUAUCGGUUUAAGCAUAAAACAUAAAUUUUCGAACGGAAAUAUGAAAAUCUAAGAUCUAAUUUUUUGUCAGCAAUAUUAUAUCAUUUGUUUGCAGAUAUUUACUUAAAAAUUUGCUCUUUCCAAGACAAAAAAAUUAAAAAGUGGUAAAAAAGGUAUAUCUGUGAGAGUGCAGCUUUAAUUGUUGAAUUAAAAAGUUUGUAUUUUUGCCUGUUAUACAUUCAUUAUUAGCUUUGUUAAAGAAACUACCAUUUACUCUAAUUUCAAUUGAAAACGAAUCAAGUUCAAUGGUUAUAUGUUUUUCUGUGUGGAUUGGUUUGAUUCAACAUUUAUUUCCCUAGUCUGACAUCAAGGUAUUUUGUAUUGAAAAUGUUGUUUUUAUGUGGUAUAUAUGCGAGCCUCAGGCAAAGUCAUUCUGUUUGCGAAGUAUUCAUCUUCUAAGUUAAAUUACUUCUAUUUGACUUACGGAUGAAAACCAAAUUACUAACAUAAUAAAAAUAUCAAUUUAUUGCAUUGUUUUAAUAGUCCUUUAUUUUGCCUUAGGUAUAGAAGCUUAUAUAUUUUCUGUUCAAUAAUAAUUUAGUGCUAGCAUACUUAUUAGUUUUUACACAUUUAUACACACAACUAUUAUUAAGCAAUAUAACCACAAUGAAUUUUACUAUGUUAACUUGGAAGUAUUACCCAUGAUUUAGUUGCCACAUUAGAUGUGUAAUAAUGUCGUGUGCAUUUUUAAACGGAUAUAUUUUUACCCUGUAAAUAACUAUAAUAUAUAAAUGUGUGUGCAUUUUUUAUAUGAAAAGAAAAAAAAUUAUAUGGUGUACAUAAUGCAUAGAACUUUGUCAUGUAUAAGAUAGAUAUUAUAUUUUGUCAUAAUAAAUUGUCUUUUGACAUUAUG